AUGGGCGCUGUUGAUCGGGUCCAGACGAAAUUUGGUCACAAGCCAGUGACGGACAUUACCGACGGCCGUUGGCUCGAUGUUAAAGUCAAGCUCCAUGUGCUCAGCAUGCUUCACUUGUCGGAUAAUGAUUCGACCUCAUUCGACGUGGCCUUCUCCUUCGCGGUUGUCGCAGUAAUCGGCGCCGUCUGUGGCUCCUGCUCUAUCCUCGACCUGCCGACAGAUGUUUUCACCAUGAUCUUCGAGCAUGCCGCCGAAGCACCGAAACUGAACGCGCACGUGAUGCGACUGAAGCAUCGACUUCACCUGUGGAUGGAUCACCUUGAUGAAGCACACUGCGGCGACGUUGCGUCCGAUAUACGAAUCCGCCAGCAACCUCAUGGUGGGCACUUACCAGCCCCUCAUACGCAUGAACCGUAUUCGGACUCCGACCCAAAUGGCAUCACGAGCUUUCGCUGGUCUAGUCGACUUUGCCGCCAAUACCAGAUUCUUAGUCUGCGAGAAUCCAAGUAUCUGAAGCGUCUGGACAAGACUCCUGGACGGGGCAACGUCGUCCUGCGACGUCUGAUCACGAACGAUGGAAAGGCGGAUGAGGAUUAA
This is a messenger RNA of Anthostomella pinea, 597 nucleotides long. The record is from the annotation of a GenBank genome assembly. NCBI's taxonomy places the organism in Eukaryota, Fungi, Ascomycota, Sordariomycetes, Xylariales, Xylariaceae.